Molecule: messenger RNA, 1789 nt
Organism: Hyalella azteca
Lineage: Eukaryota; Metazoa; Arthropoda; Malacostraca; Amphipoda; Hyalellidae
Gene: capu
Product: formin
Exons: 8
Biological process (GO): actin filament network formation; cortical actin cytoskeleton organization; actin nucleation
Cellular component (GO): actin filament; cytoplasm; cytoskeleton
Molecular function (GO): microtubule binding; actin filament binding
Source: RefSeq, a predicted model, not a curated record
CCUUCUGCACCAUGAAGAGAUGUACUGUAUCCUAUAUACUUUAUCCUACGCAUCCUCCCCACUGUACCGGCAGCCCGCCCCCCGUGCCCCCCGUAUGGGACGUGAUCAAGGAGGAGGAGUUCGACGAGGGGGAGUUUGUGGAGCUGUUCGCCCGCACCGCCCCCGCCCCCCACACCAAGCCCCCCACCACCAGGACCGUCAAGAUCAAGGUGGCCAAGGUGCUGGACAGCAAGCGGUCCCAGAACGUCGGCAUCUUCAUCACCAGCCAACACCUCGACAUCGUCGACGUGGAGAACGCUGUGUACAACCUGGACACGACGCUGCUGGACCUGGAGGUGCUGCAGCAGAUCUACGAAGUGCGCGGCACUCCCGAGGAGAUUCUGCUCAUCCGAGCGCAGGUUGAGGCGGACCCUGACCUACCGCUGGACAAACCUGAGCAGUUCCUGCUGGAGCUGUCGCGUAUGAACGAGUUCAGCGAGCGUCUCUCCUGCAUCCUCUUCCGUGCCUCCUUCGGUGACCUCCUGCAGCAGCUGCGUGCCAAGCUGCAGCUGCUGCUCUCUACCAUGCAGCACCUGAUGACGUCACAGCCCCUCAAGCGAGUGUUCGGCCUCAUCCUUGCCCUCGGGAAUUACAUGAACGGCGGCAACCGCCAGCGCGGUCAGGCGGACGGGUUCGGGCUGGAAAUCCUGCCGAAACUGAAGGACGUGAAGAGCUCACAGAACUCCUUCACUCUCCUACACUUCAUAGUCAUUAAAUAUAUCCAGAAAUACGAAGGGGAAGACGCGGGCACCGACAAAGUUGAGCUCCCUACCCCUGAUCCCUACGUUGCCGAGAAGGUUGCGAAUUUUAAAUUUGAGGAUCUUCAGGCCGAGCUGAAGUCCUUGGCCGCGAACUUGAAGGAUUGCGAGGUCAGAGUAGGACGCGUGGUUGAGAGGUCAGAUGAGGCUCACAGGGAGCCUUUCCAGGGGAAGAUGAACGAGUUCCUGGCCUCUGCUACUACUGACCUCCAGCAGGAGGGGGAGGCCCUACGACGCUGCCAGAAAAAGUUCGACCAGGUCGUAAAGUACUUCCAGUUCAGUAACCGCGGCAAGGAGGUGACGCCCUACGACUUCUUCAGCGUGUGGUCGCCCUUCUGCAGGGACUUCGCCACCAUCUGGACGCUGGAGCAGCGGCGCGUCGCUAAGGAGCGGAUGAAGGCCGCCAUGGGGAACGCCAAGCGCCUCAAGACCGCCACCAACCCCGACAUCGUCACCAAACCUCCCCAGGCCACGGGGCUCAAGAGCAAGUUUAGGAGGAGGAAGGAGGGGAAUGAGUGAGGGGAGGGGUUGUGAGGGUAGUGGGUGAGAGGAAUGAGUGUAGGUAGUGAAUGAGUAAUGGGAGUAAGUGAAGUGAAUGGGUGAGGGGAGUGAGUGAGGGUGGUGAGUGAAAGCUGUAAGUCAUGGAAUUGACAUCAUGAAUGAAGCUUUGUAGUCGUUCCUAUCGUACUGUAAAUAUUAUCGUAUAAUUUAUUGUAUUGUACAUAGCAUCGUGGCAUUUAUCGUGAUCCUUUGGUAAUUUAUUCGCUGUACAGUAUAAGUGCCCAUCGAUUUACCUGCAUUUUACCUCGCGCUAUUUACUGUACACUUGUAUCUCUUCCAAGCUUGAUUGUCGCUACAAUUGAACCCUUUUUGAACCUAGCAUUUAUUGUCGACCUACAAUUAGCUGUUAUUCAUUUACACGCCUCUUCAUUGUCAGCGAUGUUGUAUGCAUUGCAUUAUUGUGUCUCGUGUAGUAAAAUUGUCUACGUGUC